AUGGGAAAAUACCGACCGAGACAAAAGCGAGCUGGCCGUCAAGUACGGGCCAGAGUGGCCAACAGCGAGGCCAACAUAGAGAACAACAUAAGCGAGACAACCCAAAACGUGACUCAACAAGUGGGGGCUGCUCCGGGAAACAGCCGGGGCCAGAUUGAUUCUUUGCCCCGGCACGAUGAGCACACGGACAUUGGAACAGAGGGGGCGAGGGCGACUCUGGCGGCUCGCAGGGAGCAGGACCGCCAGGGGGCAGCAGCAGCAGCUGCUGCACAGGAAGUCGUACCGAGUGGGUAUGAAGAGGGUCAGCUGGUGGCCCACGGGUCGGCGUGGGCUUCUGGCGCCUGGGUGGAGCCGCGCGGCCAGCUCCGGCCAGUUCGUGGCGCUCGUGGCGCCGGGUCCCACGGGCAGCUGCCGGCGCUCGUCUGCGUCGAGUGUUCGGAGUACAUCGGCGCGGAGCUGUACACGAACUGCAACAGGUGCGGCGAGCCGGUCCACGCUGCGUGUGGGCACCGUGGCCAGGACCCCUACGGACCCACGCAGGAGCUGUACUGCAGUGAGUGCCUGCAGCGACUCGAGGAGCUCCUCUGGGCGGAGCGCGUGCAAGGCGAGGUAGCAUCCCAGCGUCGUUCUGGCAUGGCUUCCCAGGCCCUAUCGACGACAGCUGGCGUCGUCGCCAGCAGUGCUUUUGUUGUUGGGGCUGCUGUUGGGGCGACCGCAGCCACUGCGGUUCGCGCGGCUGGCGCCGUCUCCCGGGGCAUCGUCGCUGGAGUGGAGCUGGCCCGGCCGCGGCAGGAGGAGACCGCGGAGAUCCCGGCUGGCACUGAGCACGCCGCCUUGCCGCCGAUGCCAGAGGAGGGGAGCAGGGAGGAGCAGGCGCGCGUCCUGCUCGCGGCACGCGUGCCGCAAGGGCUCAGGAUGAGGAGCGCAAUGAGGCGAGGAGUGGCCACGGCCUGCAGGAGAGGGCACGAGGGCCCGCUGGACUCCAGGAGGAAGGAGGGCGGCCGUGCGAGGAGCAGGUUGGACGUGGUGGACGUCCCUCGGGCGCAGUGCGGAGGCCGGAGGUGCUUCCACAGAGGUUUGGAUACGAAGCUGAUCGUCGUGGGGCUCGCGCGGAAGCACGUGGAGGUGCGGACGAGCGGCUCGACCACCAGCCGAGGUUUCGUGCAGAGGGCCCUGCACGAGGAGGGUAUCAGGGUGCUGCGGGAGAGCGAGACCGCCGUGGGUUUCCAGGUGGAGGCGGUGGAGGUGCACCGCCGCCUGGAGGAGGUGCACCGUCGCCUGGAGGACAGCGAGAGCGUCGUGGACAGGACGAUGGCGCUGGUCGCGGAGGAAUGUUCAGGGAGCGCCGGACGCACGAACAUCAGGGUUAAGGCGGAGGUCGAGUGGCCGAAGUACGACGCCACGGACAUCUACUACGACGUGGAGGGUUACCCAGCCCAGGAGAAGUUGGAGAUGCUUCGAGGCGGACUCUCCGGCGUGCCGCUCUUGGACUUCAAGACGUUCGUCGACGACAACGAGCUGCGCAACGCGACGCUCGAAAGGGGCACGGAUUCCGCGCGUGAGGAUUUGUGGCAGGAGGUUGAGGCUUAUCUUAAGCGUUCUUUUCAUCGACCUCUUCUGGAACGCCAGCGGCGGGCUCGUGCUGAGUACAACGCCUGUUCGAUGAGGAACGGGGAGAUCCGGGAGUACAUGGCCUUCCAGACCGACAACAAGCGCUGCUUGAAGAAUCUGGAGCGGAGUGGCCUGGCAAAGGCCCGCGAGGAGGUGAAGGUGGACUUCAUCGAGAAGCUGACGGAGGAGUGCGCUACCCAUCUUAUGCUGACCCCGUACACGGACGCUCGUACAGGGAAUGUUGGCUUGGUGCGGGAUCUGGAGGCCGCUAUGGAGAUGGCCCGGUCGUUCUUCGCCGUGCAGGACACGAAGCGCGUGGUCUUUGCCGCGGAGGAGAUUGAGGUCAACCGCGAGGCACGGUUCGGCGGCCGGCUGGGGCAACCGAGCCACGGCUUCCGCUCGAACCCCCAAGGUGCCGGUUUCAACACGGACCGGCUGAUCGGCGACAUCCUCAUUUCCCGGCUCCGCCGUCCAGCCCAGCAGCUGGUGGAGGAACGCUACGCGUUCGACGAGCUGGAGGACGAGGCGGCCCUACCGACAGAGGAGAUCCCCUUCCCUGCCGACGACGCGCCCUCCGGGCCGCCCGAGGCGCAGCUGGCCGUGUCCCCGCCCUUGCGCCGGUUCGCGGACAUCGCGAACAUUCGGCCGCGACCUCGCCCAGAGCCGGGCCGCAACCACAAGCUGUGGAUCUCCUUCGGGGGCGUGCGCGUCAAGGGCUGCAAGGACACAGGCGCGGCGGCGACGACGAUUCCAGAGAGCCUGGUGAUGCGUAUCAUCCGGCAGCACGCCGACACCGAUCCUGGCUCCAAAGAUUACCCCAUUGGGGAGCUGAUGGAGUACCGGCCGCCUAUCAGGCUGAUAGGGUUCGCUAGCGCGGAGCCGGUGGACAUCAAGUACGGCUGCGUCCUCUACACCACCUUCCACGACUAUCGCGGCUCUUCGAAGACCGUGCCGAUCGAGUACCGCGUCGUCCCAGACGAGCGCGAUGGCGGAGGCUAUCCUCUGCUCGGCGCCCGCACUGUGGGGCCAGAGGGGUUGCACAUCGACACGACUCUGGAGCACCACGUCGUGCGGAAGUUGGGCCUGACUUGUGCUCGUGCUGAGCUCGGUCGCCCGUGCGGCCGCGAGGAGGUCGCUGAGGAACAGCGCGGGGUUCAGCACGUCUUCCGGGCCACGGAGGAUGUCUACGUGCCUGCCGGCGAGGAGCGGGUGGCCAAGGACGCGCCGCUGCACAUCGAGCCAGGCGCGCCCGUGGCGAGGCUAGCGCCCUGUCUUUCGGCCUCGGCCUUGGCGCAGCGCGAGCAUGACUUCCGCUCGGCGUUUCGUGCCGCAGAUCCUACGGUCAUCGAGCACCUCGUUCGCCUCUCCGCUGUCCUCGAGACGGCGGCCAACGGUGGACUGUCGUUUAAACUCUCGAAGUGCCAGCUGCUCCAGCCCGAGCUGCGCCUGCUUGGCACGAUCACGGGGCGGGAGGGGCAGAAGCCUGACCCAGCCAAGGUCCAGGGCAUCAUGGACUUCCCACCGCCCACGACGAAGGGCCAGUUAGGGGAGUUCUUCGGCAGCGUGAACUGGUUGAGGCCAUUCUUGUCGACCGCGUUUUCGAGGGAGAGCGCGGGACUCCGCAGGUACCUCAAGAAGGAGGUGGACGACAACUACGGCGCUUUGGAUGAGGAGGGGAUGGCUUCCUUCCGCAUGAUCCAGAAGCUCGUCGCGGAGUUCAUCGCCCUCUGCGUGCCGGACUACGCGGCCGCGGCGGACUGGGAGCGCACAGGUAGAUGCUUCGAGAUCGUUCUUGAUGCUUCGCUCCUGGGCGGAGGCGCGGCGCUCUUCCAGCUGGACGCCGAGCUCGGCAAGCCGCGACCUCUUGCUAUGUGUUCCCGGUCGUUCACUACGGCGCAGCAGGAGUGCGGCGAGAAGGUGAUCCGGUGGUGGGGCAUCAUCCUUCAGAGCGGCGUCAUCGUCUGCUUCUUGGCUGGCAAAGUGAACCCUUCCGAUGGUUUGUCCAGGAACCCCCGGGAUCGUGACGCCUUGCUGGCACGGCGGGCUUGGCUGCUCAAGAACCCCUCGGAGCUCGCCGCGGACUUCAAGCAGACGGAGUUCGAGGACACCCUGACUCUCCAACAGCUUGCGGACGCUCGAUGGUCGCUAUUCCGGUCUCCUUGGGAGUUGGAGGAGGUGGAGGCUGGGGAGGUGUUCGUUGCCACAGGAGGUGGAGGAUUCCGCAACAUCCUGAAGGUGCUCGCCGUGCCUUCUUGGGAGGCCGUCGAGCCCGGCACAUUCGCGAAGGAGGUGGAGAGGCUGCUCGUGGCCGCCCGCUCCGAAGAGGCUGAUCUCUUCGCGCCGCUCGUGGUGGAGGCCGACGCGCCCAUGGUAGACGAGGAGGGCUUGGGCUUCUGGUUCCGCCAGCCGCGGGGGCCAGACAGCGCGUCCUCCCGCAAGGAGCUGCGUCGCUCGCUCUUCACGGCCGUCCUGGAGCUUCUGCGGCAAAUGCGCCGCCGGCCACCCCACGUAGUCGUAGCGUUGGGCCAAGGUGCUGUUGUGGCCGCGUUCGCCUGCCACCCUGCUGUCCGCGAGCUGGUUUACCGGCACCGCUUCGUCCAGCCUUUCGAGUCCGAGGCGAUGGAGUCGGCGGCCAAGGGCGUUGCGCAGUGGUUCUUCGUGCAUGCUGCCGCUGUGCUGCGCGCGGGCCUGAUGUCGAGGCUCUUCGACCUCGUGCCGGAGAUGACGCCACUCCCCGACGUGUGGUCUGAGCACCAGGUGCAGCGGGGAGCAAGCUCGCGUUCUGACGCUCGCUGUCUGGCCGCGCGCUUCCCGAACGGCGCGGUGCUGGAGUGCGGAGGAGGCCGUCGCGAUUUCGCUGCACUGAAGGUCCGAGGAUUGGGCCGCCUAGCCGGGCCGCUCCGUCCGUACGUCGUCACGGCCCAGGAGCUCGACCCCGUGUGCUCCAAAAUGCUCUGGUACCUGAGCUGGGAGACGGAGAAGGUCGUGAAGCCUAGCGUGGACCUCCGGGCCCACGGCCUCACGCAGGAGGAUGCGGCCCGCUUGAGGAGGGAGGCUGCCAGGUUCUGCAUCGGCGAAGACGGUGCUUUGCUUCGACGGCUGACUCCGGAGCUCCCUGGAGAUCCGGCCGCAGUCCCAGUACUUCCGGCAGGAGCGUUGAUUCCCGAGGUGGAGCGCGAUCCCCACCGGGAUCGCGCCGUGAAAACGACGUGGAGGAACUGGGCGAUGCUGGCCGCCCACGCGGGCGAGUACGGCGGCCAUGCGAAGCUGGAGGAGGCCCUUGUGAAAUUGAGGGCGACAGCAUGGUGGAGUUCGAUGUCCAACGACCUGGCUCGAUUCAUCGAGCGCUGCCCGACUUGCGCCUCAGACCGUCGCCCGGGUCGGUUGGCCCUCACCCGGUCUGAGCAUCCGCGGACCCCAUUCGACACCGUCCAGAUCGACUUGCAGGGGCCGUGGUGCCCUGGCAGCAAGGAAGGGUGGCGAUACGUCUUCACUCUGAUCUGCGUCUUUACUCGGUACCCCACGCUCCGCAGCCAGAACACGAAGUCCAAGACGGACACGGCCAGAACCUUCUCAUCCAUCAUCUGGGAGUUGGGCACGUUCCCGAGGGUCGUGCAGAGCGAUAGGGGCCGCGAGUUCGUGAACGACUUGAUGCAGGAGGUCUUGGUGCUGCUCCGCAUGCGGCCGUAUACCACACCGGCCUACACCCCGAGGAUCAACGGCAUCGUCGAGAGGAGCCACCAGCAGAUGGCGACGACGUUGCGGCUGCUGGUGCACGAGCUCGCCAAGAGCUCCCCGCAGCUGUGGGGCGAGUUUCUGGCGUGCCUGCAGUACCACCUCCGCCAUCACCGGGUUGCGGACAGCCAGGACGAGUGGCUUCGCUCGAUGGUCGUGGGCUGGAAGGCCAUCACGUCCCGCUUUAAGGCCUACUUGGACGACUACGAGGUGAAGGCAGCCAUGGCGAGGGACCGCAAGGCGCGCUGGCAGGUCUUCCGCGCGGGCGACAUGGUCAUGCUCGAGCGGCCGCCGCGCGUGGGCGACCCGAGCAAGGGCCUCCUCGAGGCGAUGGAGGGCCCGUACCGCAUCAUCCGCAUGAUCGGGGAGCACCGCGCAGUGCUGGCGGAGCUGGACAGCGAGACCUUGGUUCCGCGCGCGCCGGCUGGAGAGCACGGCAUCGCGACUUCUCGAUUGACCCUGGUGCCGGCGGCCGUUUGCCGCCCACUGCGGUUGGACGAGGAUUCGCCGUCCGCCGAGGCGCCGCUUCUACGAGAGGAUGCACGGCGGCGGUGGUCGAAGGCGACUCCUGGCGUGCUGUUGCUGGCCGAGGGUUCGGACGGAGCUUUCCUCGGCGAGGUGAGGGUGAGCUACCCUCGUCGCCUCUUGGUCUCCCUGGCCCGCUUUGGCAUGCGAGCAGACGGCACGUGGGCCCGGCUCUACCUGCGUGCUGACGGAGUGGAGACGUUCGACCCGACCCUGACCGAGGUGCGCGCCGACGUUCCCUACGUGGAUCUUCGCGCGGAGGCUCGUUUGUCUGACAGUCGCCUGGACGCGCGCUCCCGCAGAGCAGCGGAGGCGUUGCAUUUGACAUUUCGGCCUCAUGCAGCGCCUGCUGCCGAGGAGCCGCCGGCGCGUCCUGAGGACAUAGCCGCUGCUUCGCCGACUCUGGAGGACACGUUUCCGGAGGUGCCCAACGUAUUCAUCGACGGCUCCCGGAGGUCCGUCGUGCCGAAGGCCAUGGACGCCGACGAGCUUCGGAGGAUCAAGACGGACGAGAUUGUCUUCGAUACGGCAGCCAGGUCGACAGCACGGUACGCCGAGAUCAUCGCUUUCGAGGCUUGGCAGCUUGCCCGUGCCAACCCCCACAUAUCAGAUGAGGAUCGUGCAGCCUUAGUGUGGGUGUGUGUGGAGUGGCGGGAGGCCCUGUGGAUCGAAGGCGCAUCAUUCACGCGAGUGAGCGGUGCUGCCUAUGAUGUCGACGUGGCCGGUGCUGCCCCGAUCUCGCAGCAGCCGUAUCGCAAGAGCCCUGCUGAGGCUGCAAAAUGCGAGGCCCACAUAUCAAAGAACUUGGCGAUGGGGCUUCUGACACGACACGUUGGCGCCUGGUCUACGCCGGCCUUCGUGGUCCCACAGGCGUCGAAGCCGAACGGGCGCCUGGUGUGCGACUAUCGUCGUGUUAACGCCGUGACUCGUCGCAUGUACUACCCGAUCCCGCGGGUUGAUGAUACAUUGCGACGGUGUGCUGGCAGACGGUGGCUUUCUUCGCUGGACGCCGUGAGCGGCUUCAAUCACCUUCCUCUGACGCCGCGGGCACGGGAGAUUUUGGCAAUUUGCACUUUCUCUGGUCUCUACGCGUGGGAGUCCCUGCCAUUUGGGCCAUGCGACGGGCCGCAGGCUUUCCAGGCAGUGAUGCGACGUGUCUUCGACGGCUACGCGGCGGACUGGUUGGCUAUCUACAUAGACGACCUGUGCAUUGCCAGCGGAGCGGCUUGA
Prorocentrum cordatum is the source of this 7101-nucleotide messenger RNA. NCBI's taxonomy places the organism in Eukaryota, Dinophyceae, Prorocentrales, Prorocentraceae. The record is from the annotation of a GenBank genome assembly.